This is a messenger RNA of Metschnikowia bicuspidata var. bicuspidata NRRL YB-4993, 1372 nucleotides long. RefSeq names its product ribonucleotide-diphosphate reductase subunit (gene RNR21). The transcript is spliced from 2 exons. The record is from RefSeq and is a predicted model, not a curated record. The coding region runs from base 35 to 1324 and encodes 429 amino acids. NCBI's taxonomy places the organism in Eukaryota, Fungi, Ascomycota, Pichiomycetes, Serinales, Metschnikowiaceae. Gene Ontology annotation, molecular function: oxidoreductase activity. Gene Ontology annotation, biological process: deoxyribonucleotide biosynthetic process.
CUGGAUCGCCGUUCUCGGAUUCCUCGUACAAAUCAUGUCUGUCCAGCAAACACCCACCCACGGCUUGACCGGAAAGAUUUCAAACCUCGAGAUGUCUGCCCUCAAGGGCUCCUCGUUGACCGACAAGUUAGCCGCCGAGGCUGCUGCCAAGGAUUCUGCCUUGGGCGCCGACUCGCUUGUAGGCAAGCCCAAGGACAUUGUGCGUCCCGCCAACAUCAAAGAAGGCGAUGCUUUGGAGACCGCCAAGGUCGUCCAGGAGAUCAAGGACGCUGCGCUUGCCCACCAGGAGUUUUUGACUGCACACAAAACCGAGCGCCGCAAGUUGAAGGAGCAGGAGAAGGACGAGCCCUUGUUGGUGGAAAACAAGCGCCGCUUUGUAUUGUUCCCCAUUAAGUACCACGAGGUCUGGCAGAUGUACAAGAAGGCCGAGGCAUCGUUCUGGACCGCCGAGGAGAUUGACUUGUCCAAGGACAUCAACGACUGGAACAACAGAAUGACCGACAACGAGAGGUUCUUCAUCUCGCGAGUGUUGGCGUUCUUUGCCGCGUCCGACGGAAUCGUCAACGAGAAUUUGGUGGAGAACUUCUCUGCCGAGGUGCAGAUCCCCGAGGCCAAGUGCUUCUACGGGUUCCAGAUCAUGAUGGAGAACAUCCACUCGGAGACCUACUCGUUGUUGAUUGACACGUACAUCAAGGACCCCAAGGAGGCCGACUUCUUGUUCAAUGCAAUCGACAACAUCCCAUGCAUCAAGAAGAAGGCCGACUGGGCCUUGAGAUGGAUCAGCGACAAGGAGGCCUUGUUUGGCGAGAGAUUGGUGGCCUUCGCUGCCGUCGAAGGUGUGUUUUUCUCUGGCUCGUUUGCCUCGAUCUUCUGGUUGAAGAAGAGGGGCUUGAUGCCUGGCCUCACCUUCUCGAACGAGUUGAUUUGCCGUGACGAGGGCUUGCACACUGACUUUGCUUGCUUGUUGUUCUCGCACUUGAAGAACAGACCCGCUCCGGAGAUCGUCGAGAGAAUCGUCACUGAGGCUGUUUCCAUCGAGAAGGAGUACUUCACGGACUCCUUGCCCUCCAGCUUGUUGGGUAUGAACAGCAACUUGAUGUGCCAGUAUGUGGAGUUUGUCGCCGACAGAUUGCUCGUGGCUUUGGGCAACAAGAAGGUGUACAAUGUCACCAACCCAUUCGACUUCAUGGAGAACAUCUCUUUGGCUGGUAAAACCAACUUCUUCGAGAAGAGAGUCUCCGACUACCAGAAGGCCGGUGUCAUGGCCAAGACCAACGACGCCACGUCGUCGAGCCACUCGUUCUCCUUUGACGAGGACUUCUGAUUCUACGUCACGCAGCAUUUAGGUGCUUUGGUUCCGUUCAACUUCCUG